GAGCGGCCGAGGGGAACCGCCUGAAUCCGGCGCCACGUCAGGACGGUGGGCGCCGGGGUAAAGGGUCCGGGCGCCGCCCCGCCUGCACACCGAGGGCGGCCGCCGGCCUGGACCCGCGGCGCGGCACAGCGCACCGAGCCCCCAGCGGGCCGGGCCGGGCCGGGCUCCGAGCCCCCGGCGGGCCUCCAUCCCCUGGGGCCGGGGGUCAGUGGCCGUGAGGGGAGGGACAGUGCCGCGGGAAGGCAGCGGUCGGGGGGUCGUGGAAGGUCUGGGCCGGAUGGGGGGAGAAAUAAACUUGAUAUUGGAGCAAAACUGUUCCCCAACGUUUGAAUAAACGCACCUGUGGUUCCCUGCUGAUGCCCAUCACCUCGGUGUAUAACAUGUUUUGCAUUCCAGUCCAAACCCCAUGGACCGGGUCACUGAGGCGAACCUACCUCGGGAUAAAUGUGAAAAAAUCAUGAGUGAAUUCCGAAUCCAUCACGAUGUUAACGAACUGCUCAGUUUGCUUCGGGUUCGUGGUGGUGAUGGAGCUGAAGUGUACAUUGACCUCCUUCAAAAAAAUAGAACUCCAUAUGUCACAACUACUGUAUCAUCCCACAGUGCAAAGGUAAAAAUUACUGAGUUCUCUAGAACACCAGAGGAAUUUCUCAGGAAAUAUGAUGAACUGAAAUCGAUAAACAUUCGGAAUGUGGAUCCAUUGGUUUAUCUGUUAUCAAAACUUACUGAAGAUAAAGAGACCCUGCAGUACUUGCAACAGAAUGCAAAGGACAGAGCAGAACACUCUACCAAUGCCUUAGCUAGCAGUGCUGCAACAUUCAAUGUCCCUUCAACCACUGCCAAGCUCUCGCUGCAGGAACUUGAAGAACUCCGAAAGCAGCUGGGUAGUGUCACUACCAGCUCAAAUGCGCAACAGCCACUUGAAGUAGUUCGAAAACUCCUUCGUGACAAACACAGCAAAAAAAAUCCGGGGCUGAUUAUCCCUCAUUUCCCAGCAUGGGUAUAUGAGAGGCCAGCGCUUUUGGGGGACUUCAUAAACAGCUCCAGUCCCAUCACUGAAACUGUAGUUUCUAUCGGAACUGUACCUCUUGCUACACAAGAACAAAUGAUAGUUGAAGACCUGCUGUACAUUUUGAUUGGAGUAGAUGGAAGGUAUAUCACAGCCCAACCAUUGAUGGGAAGGCACAGCCGCUGCUUUACAGUUGACCCCACACUGGACAUGUCUGUCAAGGAACUUGUGAAUAGGAUCCUUCCAAUAGCAGCAAGCUAUUCCUCUGUUACCAGGUUCAUUGAAGAUAAGUCAUCAUUUGAACAUGGUCAGGUAAACCAUGCUUUAGCUGCAGCAAUGCGGACACUUGUGAAGGAGUACAUGAUCCUUGUAACACAACUGGAACACUUGCAGAGACAAGGACUGCUAUCAUUGCAGAAACUUUGGUUUUAUGUUCAACCAACCAUUAGAACAAUGGAAAUUCUGGCAUCAAUAGCUACCUCUGUGGAGAAAGGAGAAUGUAUGGGAGGAUCAACACUAAGUGUGCUCCAUGACAGAACCUUUAACUACACAGGAGACAAUCAGGCACAGGAAUUGUGUCUCUACCUAACUAAAGCAGCAAGUGUUCCUUACUUUGAAAUUUUAGAAAAGUGGAUCUACAGGGGAAUUAUACAAGAUCCUUACAGCGAGUUCAUGGUAGAGGAGCAUGAACUUAAAAAAGAGAAGAUUCAGGAGGAUUACAAUGAUAAGUACUGGGAUCAGAGGUACACAAUCAUCCAGCACCGAAUCCCUUCGUUUCUGCAGAAGUUGGCUGAUAAAAUACUUAGUACAGGAAAAUAUCUUAAUGUUGUUAGAGAAUGUGGGCGUGAUGUGACAUGUCCUGAUGCCAAGGAAGUGAUCUAUACUCUGAAGGAACGAGCAUAUGUGGAACAAAUUGAAAAAUCCUACAACUAUGCCAGCAAGGUCCUAUUAGACUUCUUAAUGAAGGAAAAAGAACUCCUGGCACGACUCAGGUCAAUAAAACAUUACUUCCUGAUGGAUCAGGGAGAUUUCUUUGUCCAUUUUAUGGACCUUACAGAAGAAGAGCUGAAGAAGUCAGUGGAUGACAUCAUUACCACCAGAUUGGAAGCUCUUCUGGAGCUAGCACUGCGAAUGAGCACAGCCAAUACUGACCCUUUUAAAGAUGAUUUGAAGAUUAAUCUUAUGCCGCAUGACCUCAUCACUCAACUCCUGCGGGUACUUGCUAUUGAAACCAAACAGGAAAAGGCCAUCAUCAAUGCAGAUCCGACUGAGAUUGCUCUCAGUGGCCUGGAAGCUUUCUCCUUUGAUUAUGUUGUGAAAUGGCCACUGUCGUUGAUCAUAAACAGGAAAGCAUUGACCAGGUAUCAAAUGCUCUUCAGACAUAUGUUUUACUGUAAACAUGUGGAUCGGCAGCUGUGCAACGUGUGGAUCAGUAAUAAAGUUGCAAAACAGUAUUCAUUACACUCUGCUAAAUGGUUUGCUGCUGCCUUCACCUUGAGACAGCGGAUGCUGAAUUUUGUGCAGAACAUUCAAUAUUACAUGAUGUUUGAGGUUAUGGAACCAAACUGGCACAUAAUGGAAAAUAAUUUAAAAUCGGCAUCCAACAUUGAUGAGGUUUUGAACUAUCAUACCAGUUUCCUGGACAACUGUAUGAAGGACUGCAUGUUAACUAAUACAGUGCUGCUGAAGAUCUUUUCAAAACUUAUGUCAGUGUGUGUCAUGUUUACCAACUGUAUGCAGAGAUUCACUCAAAGCAUAAAGAUCGAUAGUGAGAUGAUGCGCCUGACACUGGAACAUGGUACGAUGAAGGGUCCGCCUACUCAAUUAGAACGGUCAGAGGAGAUUGAAAAGAAAAAGCUCACCAAAAAGUUUGCAGCGGAACAUGCAGAUGCACUGCAUUCAACAUCUGGAUUUGAGGGAACCAUAAAUACAUUUGACAACAACUUUUCUUCCAAUCUGCUUGAUCUGCUGGACAGAUUAAGCAUUUCAAGUACAAAUGACUGCGAGCACAGUAUGAUCAACAUUAUAUAUAGGUUAGAUUUUAAUGGAUUCUACACUGAACGUCUUGAACAGAUCUCGGCAGAGAGAAGUAAACCACCGGCACAGCAAGGGACCGUUCCACGAGCACCAUUAUCUGCACAGUGAAAUGCUGGAAAUGGCUUGUAAAUUUCCCACCCUAUUCACCAAUAACUCCAAGGAUAAUGAGUGUAAUUACCAAGCCAAGCAGAAACCCACACUCCAGAUGGUUCCAAAUAUGUAAUUAGAUUAUUUUGAAGCUGUUGUGAAUAAGAUUCAUUUGUUAAUACUAUGUUAGUUUGCAGCUAGCUGUGAGCACAAUGAAAUGUAGUUAUUUUUGUGUACAGUAUGUGAAAUGAUCAGAGGCUGAUGGGAAUUCCAGCACCUGGGAAAAUUUUACAUCCGAGAUAAUCCAGCUUCCUGCUCAUCCCUUCCUGGUCAUUGGGAAACUCGGAGAAAGGAAAGGAAGAAUGAAUCUGCCCACUGUCUCCACAGUGCAAGGAGGUGCAGAGCAUGGGGCAGUACACACCCUGACAGUGCAGGCACAGCCACUUCGCACUGGCACAAAACACAGGGUGAGGAAAGGGAAUAUGAGGGUGAUGUUCUGAAUUUUCGAACAGUGUUAUGUCGCGUUGUAGGAACGUGUAAAUGGAGUGGUAGUUUUUGUUUCCAGAAGCUAACUGGGAAUAGUUUCAGAUUUUUAUUUUAAAGUCAUAGUGCCUUCAAUCAUUUCACUUUAUCUGAACACUGCACUCAAUUUUUAUUAUCUGAAGUAUAACCUGACCUGCAAAUCUGUAAUAAAUAUUUCAGUAUGAAAUGCAUCUAAGUUGUAGAAUUGUGCUUUUUCUUUUAACUCCAUGUUUCUGGGUGUGAGUGUUGUCUCCCUACCAGGCUCAUUAAAUAAAACAAGCCUUUUCAUACUU
This is a messenger RNA of Pristis pectinata (smalltooth sawfish), 3945 nucleotides long. It is a transcript of the gene tubgcp2, whose product is annotated as tubulin, gamma complex associated protein 2. Gene Ontology annotation, biological process: cytoplasmic microtubule organization; meiotic cell cycle; mitotic cell cycle. The record is from RefSeq and is a predicted model, not a curated record. The transcript has 18 exons. The coding region runs from base 407 to 3151 and encodes 914 amino acids. Gene Ontology annotation, molecular function: gamma-tubulin binding; microtubule minus-end binding. Gene Ontology annotation, cellular component: spindle pole; equatorial microtubule organizing center; gamma-tubulin small complex. Lineage: Eukaryota; Metazoa; Chordata; Chondrichthyes; Rhinopristiformes; Pristidae.